CAUCCACCAUCCAGUGCCGGACAACCACCACCACAAGGAGACAAAGACGAACCGAGGUAUAUAUCACCGGAGCAGUUACAUAAACGUAUCUGGUUCUGAGCAACCACGUCUGUCAUCGUCUUGUUCAAGCUCGUGAUUUCUCACCCUCAUGGAAGGAACCAUCUCCAGCCCCGCAAACAGGAGGAUUGCCGUCGUCACCGGCGGGAACAAGGGGAUCGGUUUCGAGGUAUGCCGGCAACUAGCCAGCGAUGGCAUUACAGUGGUUUUGACGGCCCGGGACGAGACGAGGGGCACGGUGGCGGUGGAGAAGCUCAAAGCCAUGGGGAUCAGUGAUGUCGUCUUCCAUCAGCUGGACAUCACAAACGCUUCGAACAUUGCUGGAUUGGCCGAUUUCUUGAAGACCCGUUUCGGGAAGCUAGAUAUUCUGGUGAAUAAUGCCGCAAUUGGUGGGGUUGAGUACCUCCAAGAACUCGAUACCAACGAGGAAAAGUUCAUUGGCCUAGAUUUCCACCAGAGACUCGAAUGGAUGUUCAAAAAUAUCAACGAGACCAUCGACGGCGCAAAGGAAGGUGUGAAGACAAACUUCUACGGCACGAAGCAUGUAAUCGAAGCCCUGCUGCCUCUUCUGCUGCAAUCUUCCUCCGAGGGGAAAAUAGUGAACGUCUCCUCUGGUGCUGGACUUCUUACGUUUAUCAAGAACGAGGAGGUGAGGCACGAGCUCAAUGACAUCAACAACCUAACAGAGCAGAGAAUAGACGAGCUGCUGGACAAGUUCCUCGAGGAUUUUGAGGCCGGGACGUCGGAGGCGCAGGGGUGGCCGACCGUUCUCGCAGCAUACAAGAUGGCCAAAGCCACCAUGAACGCCUACUCGAGAAUCUUGGCCAAGAGGCACCCGGAGCUCCGCGUCAACUGCGUGCACCCAGGCUACGUCAAGACCCACAUAACCAUGGGCUCGGGUGUCCUGACGCCCGAGGAGGGCGCGCGUAACGUCGUGAAGGUGGCGCUGCUGCCCGAGGGCGGGCCGACCGGCUUGUACUUCGACAAAGGCGAGGAGGCGUCGUUCGUCUGAGAGAUACCUACCAUGGCGACGGCUCGACUGCCGCUUACUGCACCGCUGGCUUAGUUUUGUGGUAGCUACACUGCUUGUUUUAGAUGAGAAUCAUUUAGUCGUAGGGUUUACAUUCGAUAUUCACUACUGUGUGGAGAACGCAAAAAGAAUCAUAUGAGACCUCAGAAAAAUAUAAGUCAUAAGUUAGAUUAGAGAGUUUU
Lolium rigidum is the source of this 1269-nucleotide messenger RNA. RefSeq names its product (+)-neomenthol dehydrogenase-like. Lineage: Eukaryota; Viridiplantae; Streptophyta; Magnoliopsida; Poales; Poaceae. The record is from RefSeq and is a predicted model, not a curated record. The transcript has 5 exons. Gene Ontology annotation, cellular component: membrane. The coding region runs from base 149 to 1069 and encodes 306 amino acids.